Racocetra persica is the source of this 156-nucleotide messenger RNA. NCBI's taxonomy places the organism in Eukaryota, Fungi, Glomeromycota, Glomeromycetes, Diversisporales, Gigasporaceae. The record is from the annotation of a GenBank genome assembly.
GGUGAAUCUUCAAGAAAAGCACUGGCUAAAGCUUUAUGCAAAAAUAUCAUAACUAAUUUAGAUUUAAACAUUAAUUGUCUAGGUGAAUCAGCAGGAAAACCGUUGGCCGAAGCAUUAUACAAAAAUGACACCUUAACUAAUUUAGAUUUAAGGUGA